Messenger RNA from Aspergillus welwitschiae, 1017 nucleotides. RefSeq names its product HNH endonuclease signature motif containing protein. The record is from RefSeq and is a predicted model, not a curated record. Lineage: Eukaryota; Fungi; Ascomycota; Eurotiomycetes; Eurotiales; Aspergillaceae. The transcript has 3 exons. The coding region runs from base 1 to 1017 and encodes 338 amino acids.
AUGUCGACAUCCACUCCUACCUCGCAAUCUACCUAUCCUUCUCCCAACCAGCCCUUGUCGACCAUGGGCCCUGCCGACGAGCUCCUUGAUCCACGGCGACGUGAUCUUAUCGCACGACUCUCUCGAUUUAUGGAAAAUCCAGAAACUGAUUCGAUCGGAUGGGCUUGCUUGUGGUUUGCAGAUCUCUCUACAAUGGAGGAUCUUAUCAAAGCCUGUGAACAGAAUCCGCCAACCGUCUCCCGUCAUAUAUCCGCUGCUCUGAAGAAGAAUGACCAGAGAGCACAAGCUAUCAGAGCUUGGGCAUCUGCACGGUCCAGUGAAGACUCGGGAGAGCCUUCUGCAGACGAAGAAUCAGACACAGAAGAGCCUCCAACUAAGAAGCGCCGGCUUACUUCGGAUCCUUGUCGUGCAAAAGAGCUAUGCGAGGAGCGAGAUGAUGAGAAGUGUGUUCUCACCGGUUGCACUGUUCCAGUCGAAGUGGUGCACAUAAUCCCCAGAAGCCUCGGCAAGGGUGAAGAGGGACUCAGCGACUUUUGGGAAGCUUUAGAGUGUUACUGGUCCUCAGAAAAUGUCAGCGCCUGGAAGGAACAGGUCUUAGACCCAGAUGGAGUCGACACCUGUUCUAAUCUCAUGUGUCUGGUGAAUGUGGCCCGCAGAUUAUGGGAACUUGCGGUGUUUGCCUUGAAACCUCUGUCCCUGAGUGAGGAUAAAAGGCAACUUGAAGUACAAUUCUAUUGGCUGCCGAUGAACAGGUACCGACAGACAAUGCCAGUAACGGCCAUCCCCAGUCCUUUCCCUCACGAUCUUUCCAGCACGAAUGCUGGAUAUACAACCGUGCUACGUAAUAUUGUCACGCACUCGACGAUAUGCUCUGGGGACAUCUUUACCUUUAAGACUGAUGACCCAGUGGGUCACCCCCUUCCAUCCAUGCAGCUACUGAACAUGCAGUGGAUUCUAACUCGGGUCCUUGCCCUCAGCGGCGCCGCCUGGGUGACCGAGGAAGAGGAAGACCAAUAA